Vigna unguiculata (cowpea) is the source of this 1437-nucleotide messenger RNA. RefSeq names its product DUF21 domain-containing protein At2g14520-like. The record is from RefSeq and is a predicted model, not a curated record. Gene Ontology annotation, biological process: intracellular manganese ion homeostasis; magnesium ion homeostasis. NCBI's taxonomy places the organism in Eukaryota, Viridiplantae, Streptophyta, Magnoliopsida, Fabales, Fabaceae. Gene Ontology annotation, cellular component: cytoplasm.
AUGAGUUCAUAUUUUGAGGAAAAGGCACCUUGUUGUGGAUCUCACUUUUGGAUUUUACUCAGCACUUGUUGGGGUUUUGUGUUAUUUGCUGCUAUCACAUCUGGUCUUGCUCUAGGACUCUUAUCCUUCAGCCAAGUUGAUCUUGAGGUUCUUGUUAAAGCUGGGAAGCCUCAAAUUCAGAGAAAUGCAGCGAAGAUUAUGUCAGUUGUUAAGAAUGAGAAUUUACUUUUAUGCACCCUCCUUGUAGCAAAAUCAAUGGCACUAGAGGGGGUUUCUGUUUUUAUGGAGAAAAUGUUCCCAGAGUGGAUUUCAGUAUUACUAUCAGCCACCAUGUUGGCUAUCAUUGCAGAGAUUAUCCCUCAAGCCUUGUGUUCUCGAUAUGGUUUAAGUGUUGGAGCAGCAUUGUCUCCCUUUGUUCGAGCUCUUAUGCUGAUUUUCUUCCCAAUUGCAUAUCCACUUAGUAAGUUGUUGGAUUGGCUUCUUGGCAAGGGACAUACUGCACUUUUAGGACGAACAGAGUUGAAGACUUUAGUCCAUUUACAUGCAAAUGAGGCAGGUAAAGGUGGAGAAUUGACACUUCAUGAAACUAAAAUAAUUGCUGGAGCUUUGGACUUAACACAGAAGACUGCUAAAGAUGCUAUGACACCUUUAAGUGAAACAUUUUCUCUUGACAUAAACUCCAAACUUGACAUGCAUACAAUGGGCUUAAUAAUGAGCAAAGGUCACAGCCGAAUACCAGUCUACUCUGGAAAACAAACAAAUGUUGUUGGUAUCAUCUUGGUUAGGAAUUUAAUCUUCUGUCGUCCGGAAGAUGAAACACCAAUUAAAUAUAUGACUAUCAGGAGAGUUCCUAGAGUUGCUGAAGAUUGGCCAUUGUAUGAUAUUCUGAAUCAGUUCAGGAAUGGUCAAAGCCACAUGGCUGUUGUCCUCAAGUGUGAAGAAAAUAUCAGAACUGCUGCAACUGAGAGAGAAGGAAAAACUCCAGGACUUGGAUCUUCAUGUGAACCGGGAGAUUAUAGUCGCAUCUCAACUGAUGCAUCAGAUUGGCAUUCACAAGAAACAGAAUAUUACAGUGCAACACUGAAGAGUGUCAUGAAUCGUGAGGGUGACUCAGGUCUUCCACAGAGAAUAUCAGAAGAACCUGAUGCAAGUUCAUCCUUUGAGAAUGUUGAGUCUUUUCCAACAACAGAUGAAGAAGUGAUUGGGAUAAUCACAUUGGAAGAUGUUAUGGAAGAGUUACUUCAGGAAGAUAUAUUGGAUGAAACUGAUCAUUAUGUUGAUGUUCAUCAAAAUAUCAAGAUCAAACUGCAACAUGCAAGAAGAGUGUCAUCUGGGUCAUCAAGAAGGGCUUCAAGUUCUCGUCAACAACGGAGAAGUUCAGAUGCAUCUCGAGUUUACUUUUUAAGCCCUACAUAUGUUUUACCUGUUUCUCCAUAA